This is a messenger RNA of Oncorhynchus nerka (sockeye salmon), 2737 nucleotides long. It is a transcript of the gene ddx4, whose product is annotated as DEAD (Asp-Glu-Ala-Asp) box polypeptide 4. The transcript is spliced from 24 exons. Gene Ontology annotation, molecular function: RNA helicase activity; RNA binding; ATP binding. Gene Ontology annotation, biological process: gamete generation; cell differentiation. Gene Ontology annotation, cellular component: P granule; nucleus. The record is from RefSeq and is a predicted model, not a curated record. Lineage: Eukaryota; Metazoa; Chordata; Actinopteri; Salmoniformes; Salmonidae. The coding region runs from base 153 to 2096 and encodes 647 amino acids.
UUCAUCCUUGUCUCCCUCCCGCCGUCCAGCUGGGUUUUUAUCGCUUCCCCAACAAGCGCGCUCUCUUUUUGACGAUCCACAACCUUCUGCCACGUGGAAGGACAUCAAGACGCUGCGGGAAAGCGUUUCGACAAUAACCACAUUUGUAGAUCAUGGACAACUGGGAUGAGGUUACCACAAGUAAUGAAAGUGGAAUGAGCUCGUGGACCAGUGGUGGCCAAAGUUCCAGUUUUGGGAGACCGACUGAUAAAGUCAGCUCCUGGAACAGUGGAGGUGGUGGCUUUGGUGGCGGCAGAGGCCGAGGGUCCAGGGGAGGUGGUGGAGACUUCAAGAGUUUCUCUUCAGGAGCUGGUGAGAAUGGGAAUGAAGACAGCUCCUGGAACAGUGAUGGAGGCUUCAGGGGAAGAGGCAGAGGGGGCGGCAGAGGAUCAAGGGGAGGAGGCAUCCGAAAUGGGGAUGAUGGCAAUGAUGGCGGGUUUGGAGGUAGCCAGGGAGGCAGAGGUGUCAGGGGAGGCUUCCGGUCAGGUGGUGGUGAUGGAGGAGGAUUUGGCGGAGGAGGUUAUCGUGGACGAGAUGAAGAAGUUUUCUCUAAAGGCUCAACCAUGGAUGGGGAUGGUGGUGGAGAUGGUGGCAAUCCAGGUCCCCCAAAGGUGACCUAUGUGCCCGAAGCCCUCUGUGAGAAGGAGUCGUCUAUUUUUGCUCAUUAUGAGUCGGGCAUCAACUUUGAUAAGUACGAUGACAUCUUGGUCGAUGUCAGCGGCAGCAAUCCGCCAAAGGCUAUCAUGAGUUUUGAAGAGGCUGCCCUGUGUGAAUCUCUGAACAGGAACGUCAGUAAGUCUGGCUAUAAGAAGCCCACCCCAGUACAGAAGCAUGGCAUUCCCAUCAUCGCUGCUGGCCGGGACCUCAUGGCCUGUGCCCAGACUGGAUCUGGGAAAACGGCUGCAUUCCUACUGCCCAUACUGCAGCAGCUGAUGGUGGACGGCGUGGCAGCUAGUCAGUUCAGCGAGAUCCAGGAGCCAGAGGUUAUUAUAGUGGCCCCAACCAGGGAGCUGAUCAACCAGAUCUACAUGGAAGCCAGGAAGUUUGCCCAUGGAACUUGUGUGCGUCCAGUGGUGGUUUACGGUGGCAUAAGCACCGGUUACACCAUUCGCGAGAUACUGAAGGGCUGCAAUGUGCUCUGUGGGACUCCAGGAAGACUGAUGGACAUUAUUGGAAGAGGAAAGAUUGGCUUGAGCAAGCUGCGUUACCUGGUGCUGGAUGAGGCUGACAGGAUGCUGGACAUGGGCUUUGAGCCUGCGAUGCGCAAGCUGGUGGGGUCCCCAGGCAUGCCAGCUAAAGAGCACCGCCAGACCCUUAUGUUCAGCGCUACCUACCCCGAGGACAUCCAAAAACUGGCUGCUGACUUCCUGAAGAAGGACUAUCUGUUCCUUGCUGUGGGUGUGGUGGGUGGAGCCUGCAGUGAUGUGGAGCAGGUCGUGGUUCAGGUGACCAAGUUCUCCAAAAGAGACCAACUACUGGAGGUCCUGAAGACUACAGGGUCUGAACGCACAAUGGUCUUUGUGGAAACCAAGAGGCAGGCUGACUUUAUAGCAACGUUCCUGUGUCAGGAGAAGGUUAAUACUACUAGUAUUCACGGUGACCGUGAGCAGAGGGAGCGUGAACAGGCGCUCGGCGACUUCCGCUCAGGAAGGUGUCCUGUCCUGGUGGCCACCUCUGUUGCUGCCCGCGGACUGGACAUCAAGGAUGUCCAACACAUAGUCAACUUUGACCUCCCCAACAACAUUGAUGAGUACGUCCACCGCAUCGGGAGAACAGGUCGCUGUGGGAACACCGGGAGAGCUGUGUGUUUCUUUGACCCGGAGGCUGACAGCAACCUGGCACGCUCCCUGGUCAAAGUCCUGUCUGGGGCCCAGCAGGAGGUGCCCAAAUGGCUGGAGGAAGCUGCCUUCAGUGCUCAUGGCACCACAGGGUUCAACCCAGGUGGCAGAACCUUUGCCUCUACUGAUAGCAGGAAGGGUGGCUCUUUCCAGAGAGAUGGGGCAAGUCAUCUAGCUGCUGCCCUGAGCAGUGGCGCAGACGACGACGAAUGGGAGUGAUGAUGCACAUCUACAUUUCUUUUAGUUUUUGUUUUCAAGUCAUGUUUUGGUUCGAUUUAACUUUUCUUUUAGUGUUAUUUUAUUUAAAGAAAAUAAUUUUGCACUGCUUGAUAUUUCUGGAAAUGUGCGUGGUCCUGGAUAUGGGAAAACCCAUUAAUGUCAACCACUGGUUAAAAUCUGUGUGCUUGAGGUGAAACUUCACAAAUGAAUGUUCUAGCUAUUAUUAGUGCUACUGGUUCUUGUGGUUUGAAUUGUGACGCAUCACUUGAACUUAUUAUUUUCCCUUUUCACCCAAAUGUUUUACCUCGUUGAAAAUGUGCCAUUUACACCCUAGUGUGUUUUGAACUGAACUAUUGAGUAACGCGUGUCUGUCCCCAAAUAAUACCUGUAAAGCGUUGUAUUUCUGUAAGGAUUCUGCGUUUAGACCUAACUGUGGUUCUGUUAACCAGUCUGAGUUGACCCAAGUUUUGGAUCGCUUGUUGUAACUGAGGUACAAGAGUGCUUAUGUUGUAUAAAAUAUUCAUGGCAUUUUGUGCCAGGCAAAAUUAGUCAAUACAUUUGAUUUACAUGAUUAAUUCAUGCAGACAUUUGAAAUAUGGAUAAAGUCCCAUUUUAUUCAAAAUAAAGAAUGUCUUGGAUAA